GUAACGUGCACGCCACUCGACGUGUAGCGUCUCAGUCUGGAACGGGCUGCCGUUGGCAGAGCGUCGUUUUAUUUUUUUAAAUUUCUCUCAUCUUUAAAAAAAUAAAAUAAAUACGGCCACGAGUGACGCACGUUAAAAGCGAUCUGACACAGGCAAAACACAUCAGAGGUAUCAUUUACUUUAUACUCAUCCGCACAGCCGAUGCCGGCCCCAUUCAAAUUCCAAGACAUUGGCUAUUUAGAGCGCCGUGUGAUUCAGUCCGCCCACCGAAAGAGAAGGACAUUUUAAUUGGGUUGACGUCGAGUUUUUGUAAAAACCAUGUCUUAUCAUCUUUGUGUUAAACAGCUGGCUGUUGGGCAAAUGUCCUUUCUAAACACCAGUGAUGCUGGUCUGUGUGUAUUAAGUGAGUAGGCCUUGACAAAAACAACAACAACAAAACCAAACAGAAAGACGUUGCCUUUCUUUUUCUCGCCAACAUCUAGACGAGCCAAGAAAAAUCAAACGCUUUGCAUUUUCAUCUGAAUAUCGAAAAGAGAGUGAGGACAGUUCCGCGUUUAUUUUUAUCCGCUGGGCCGAAGGCCGUUUGUGCCGCCCAUUUUCUGUUUUGUUUUCGUUAUUCGACUGCGUUCAUCAUCGCACAUCAUGGACGUGUCUCUCUAUUUGGCCACGUCCAAUGGAUAACCCAACUUCCCACAAUUGGCACAGUUACACCUGGAACGGCAGCGGUUCCGGCCGAUCGUCUCUCAUCGAUCCCGAAAGUGAUUUGUUUUUGUUUUUUUCCUGAAUGGCGUCGUCCAAUCGUAACGACUCAUUCGCACCGACCAACUGCAAUUUCGUCUGCAUAACUUCAGCCAUCGCUAGCGUGUCACGCAAAACAUUUCACAUCAUCAUCUGAGCUUGUGUGCAUAUAAUACAUAUCGAGCGGCUUGCAUAAAGGAGCGGCAGCUGCUGGGACGACAUGAUGCCGACGUCAGCCGAUUAUGAAAUUUCAAUUGAUGAGCAUCACAGUCCCGCUAAUGCCAAUCACAGGGCUCAAAAGAUGAUCGGCGAAGUGAACAACUUGGUGGCUCAGUUCCGGCAGCUGCUCAUCAUCAUUGGCCAGCCGAAAGAUUCACCGGACGUGCGGGAAAAGAUCCGUCGACUUCGGCGCCAGUGUGUCGAGUCUUGCAAACACACCAAUCAGCUGCUCCUACCGCAGAUACACAGUGAUAUCGCUGCGGGCAUUCCGCUGGACACGGAUCAUGUAAUUCACUUCUUCUGCAGCUGCCAGUUGCUGGUGCGCGAGUUGCACAAAAGCCAUCGCCUCAUCCAGAGGAAGCCACUCGACAUGACCAGCUUUUACGAGAAUCGAGCCGGUCCUUCCAAUUUGGGUACGGUCUUCAGUCAGAUCAUUUUAUGCAAACAACUGGCGCCCGAUUUCAACGCCGAGGAAUUACGAUCCAUCCGCAAAGAUUCCGAGGAUCUUCAACGACUCAUCGACGAUCUCUCCGAGUUCAUGCCCAUGGAAGAGUCAUACGGACGGGCGUUCGCUCUGGCCGGCGAGGACAAGUUUAGCGUGUGGGCCAAAAAACGAAUGCUGACGAAUCGACGUCAACGCGUCACUAUAUCCAAUCCACUGUGCCGCAACAUUCGAGCCUUGUGCUGCUUCUCGAAGCCGAGCUACCUAUGAUUUGCAUCUGUUUCUCUCUUCACCGCAUUUUUAAAUCACACGAAACAUUUCUUUUCGCUCGCCUAUCUAUUAUACAUUUAUAAAUAUAUACAGUCCGGCAUCAAAUUGCAAUCCUAUCGAUUAAGACCAUUUUCAUUGAUGCAAAUGUUUCCCAGGUAGCACGACCAUUGCAGCCCAGUUAAAAAUCGUAUACUUUCAUUCCGUAUAGCGGUGACGAUGAAACUUCAAUCGUCUCCUCCUAUAACCACCAAACCCCCAUCCCCUUCCCCAAAAGAAAAUGAGAGAACGACAGUUGAAUUCACGUGUCCGGUUUAACGCAAUUGUUUCCAAUAUAAAAGGACGGAUGUGACGUGCCACCCCCAAAAACUGUGAAAACUAUUCUUUAUCAUAUACAUAAUAGUGUCAGUUGUGUGUUAUAUAGUUGCCCUUUGCCUACACUCUAUAUAUGAUAGCCACACACACACACAAAGUAAUGCGCAAACAAGUUGCACAUCACGUAUGCAUCCGUGUAAAAUCUAUUAGACUUUAAACAUUUCACUUUGAUCAUCGGCGAUGCGAGUUUUCUUUUUUGAAAAGAGAGUAUAGACUAGCAUGUGUAGCUACUCUGUCUUUCACACUUACCUCCAUUACCGAGUUGUAGAUUCACAUCCUCCUAUGAUGAAUAUAUCUUUCAAUCGAUUUGCAUAUACAACACGCAAUUUUCGAAUCGUUUCCUUUUCAAAUUCACGCGUUCUUUCUCGUUUUUCACUGUUGAUUUUUCGAUUCAAUUUUUCCUGUGUACUUCAAGCCAAAACAAAAUGUCGAAUAACAAUAUGUUGUGUUCUUUUCCUGCUGUUUUUCCUUUUUUUCUAUUGAAAAUAAAGUUCUUUGAUUAGUCUC
Daphnia magna is the source of this 2548-nucleotide messenger RNA. RefSeq lists its product as uncharacterized. The record is from RefSeq and is a predicted model, not a curated record. Gene Ontology annotation, biological process: G protein-coupled receptor signaling pathway. Gene Ontology annotation, cellular component: neuron projection. The transcript has 5 exons. Bases 959 to 1669 code for a protein of 236 amino acids. NCBI's taxonomy places the organism in Eukaryota, Metazoa, Arthropoda, Branchiopoda, Diplostraca, Daphniidae.